UGGGGCCCGCGUGGGCCAGACCCGCGCGCUGAGGGCGGCCCUGGGCUCGCGUCUCCCCGGGCGCCUCCUGGAGCCUCGGGGGCCGGGCCGGGGCCUCCUCGCGUCCGCCGCCCCGGGGCUGGCCACGGCUGCUCUUUCGGCCGGCCGCCGGCCCCAUGGAAGAGCUUUCCGGGAGGCCCCUCAGCUGUGCGGAGAAGGAAAAGUUGAAGGAAAAAUUAGCAUUCUUGAAGAGAGAAUACAGCAAGACAUUGGCCCGCUUGCAGCGUGCCCAAAGAGCUGAGAAACUUAGGAAUUCUGGUAAGAAGACAGCGGGAGAACAUGAUAGCUCAUUCCGGCAGGAAAUUUCUUCACAGUUAAACCACUCAGAAUCUAAAAUUAAAGUGUCUCCUUGUGAUCCAUUACAAAUCAGUACCCUUCUCGAUGAAGAAACUGGAGAAAAGACACCUGUCACUCUUGACAUUGAGCCUGUGUCCUUUAGCCCUGACAGUGACCCUUUGGAAGAAUUUUAUCUAGAAAAAACAGCUGUGAGCCAAGAACAUUUUUCCCACAGGGACAAUGUCCCUGAUGGUGAGAAACAGGUGGGUAGGCUGUCAGGGAGAAGAAAGCAGCAGAAGAGAACUUUGACUUCACAGGAGGUAGACUCUGUCUUUGGUGCUGAGUUCCUUGUUCUCUCUGGAAGAAGACGAAAGAAAGGAGAAGAAAUUGAUAGAGACAAUCCUAGGACCCCCACAACUGAAAUAAAAACGUACCUUUCAACUAAGUCUGACAACCCGGAUUCUCCAGCAGCACCCACAGAAGCCGAUGGAGAGAAUGUAUUAAUUUCACCAAUUGCCAAACCACAAAGAGAUGUGCUCUUAAGAGGAAAUCCUUCCCCCAGGGUGACUCCGCUUCCUUUGCAUACUCUCUUAGAAGGUAGUGGUGAUCGCAAGCACCUUGCACAUAAGCCACAAAAAGGAAACUGUGAACUCACUGCUCACAGUGUAAAAAACAUUUGCCCUAUAAACUCAGAGGCACAAGACAAAAACCUGACUAUCUUCAAAGAUAUCUCAGAGGAAAAUAAAGGUGGAAGUUCAAGGGACCAGCCGCCCAGAGGUCUUAACGUAGAGCCAGACAACUUUCCUUCUGUAAAUGAGCACCCAGAUGGUAACUUACUGGCACACAGAAACCAAAGCCUAAAUGAACAUCAUCACACAGAAACACUUGUAGAUUCUCCCGAUAAUGUUCGAAAGGGUGGAAAUGAGAGUCUUCAGAAACAGGUGAUUGGAAGUCAGUCUAAAAGUGUCAUCCCUGAAGGAACUGCUCCUGUUUCUUCAGAAAAUCAAGCACAUUCUUGCACAAUGAUCGAAGGACUUCUAUUUCCUGCUGAAUAUUAUGUUAGAACAACACGGCACAUGUCAGAUUCCCAGAGGAAAGUAGCCCUCGAGUCUGUAAUUCAAAAUCAUUUGGGUAUCAGGAAGAAAAUUUUGAGAAAUAAAAAGGAGACAACUAAAACUGUAAGUCAUUCCAACGAAGAAACUGGCCAGAGUGAAACUAGAACAUCUAACCUAGGCACAGGGCAACCAGCUUCAAGAGGACCUCAAAAACUCUCAUGGACUGAAGUCAGGUCUCCCCCGGAGAGCGCUAAAGAUGACUUUUUAAGGAAGCUGGUUUCCCAGCCAUUUGGUGGGAGACAGAGCGGAAAAAGAAAGUCAAGCAUCUCCUCCGUUUUAGAUCAUCAUGAACUGCUUUUGCCAACUUCUGGCACAUCAGCUGCUGCUAGGUCCAAGGGACAAGUUGUGCAUGAAGAAAAGACUCAAAACACAAUUGUUCAUGGCAAAGAAGUUUGUGGUCAAAAAGAAGAUUGUAUUUCUUUUAGCAGUGCACACUUAGCUUUGGAUAAUGAUACUUUCAGUGCUCCAUUUCUUAAGGACGAAAAGCGAAUUUUAAAGCAUCUGUCAUCCUUCCUCAAUGUCACAGACUUUCAGUUACCUGAUGAAGAUUUUGGGCUCCUUAAACUUGAAAAACUGAAAUCUUGCUCAGAAAAGCCAGUUGAACCUUUUGAAUCAAAGUAUCAAGAAGAACAGCUUGAGCUUAAAGAGGAAAAUUGGGUGGUUUUGGAGGAACAGACUCCUAAACAGGUAGAUAAAGAAAUGGAGGACUUGGAGGAGGUACUUAGUCCACCAAGAAAUGCGCAUCUUAAAACGUCAUCGUUGAGAAAACAGCCUCUGAAGGACCUCUCCUCGUCGAUUUUACUUUUCACCCCCGUAAAUACUGUUGUACCGGAUGAUGACAGACCAACAAGCCUGUGUUCACCCACUUUUCCCAUCUUGGGCACAACCCCAGCUCUGCUCUCCCAAGCACACUCUGAGAAAAUGCCUGCAGAGACUAUUCCACAGAUGAGCUGUACACCUUGUCUCUCUCACACAAAAGCCACAAGCAGCCCUUGUGGUAAACAUAACAGGCUGACCAGCUCACCGAAAUGUGAUGGCAUCCUCGACGGGUCAGGUAGGAAAGGACAGCCUGCCUGUGGUCCAGGCUCUCAAGCUACACCUCUGCCUACCAUGUUAGCUGCUUGCGAAGAAAAUCCACUAAAAGAUCUGUGCCUGGAACAUGCCACUGAACAGACUGACCCUGCAGACCUUCCUCCUUGUGAUAACUUAAAUCCAGGCAGCCUACAGUUGGUUUCAAAGUUGAAGAAUCCUUCAGGUUCCUGCUCUGUGGAUGUGAGUGCCUUAUGGUGGGAAAUAGCUGGUCUCAAAGAGCCAUGUAUAAUAACUGCUUGUGAAUAUGUAGUUUCUUUGUGGAGGCCUCUGGAUACCAUGCAAUGGGAAAAAGUUUAUUCCUGGCACUUUACAGAGGUUCCAGUAUUACAAAUAGUUCCAGUGCCUGGUCUUUGUAGUCUUGUAUGUGUGGCUUUGGGAAAUUUGGAAAUCAGAGAAAUCAGGGCAUUACUUUAUUCCUCAGAUGGUCACAGUGAAAGGCAAGCACUGCUGAGUUCUGGAAAUAUCAAAGCUGUGCUUGGCUUGACAAAGAGAAGGCUCGUCAGUAGCCAUGGGACCCAUUGUGACCAACAAGUGGAGAUCCUGACAUUUUCAGAAGAUGGAGGAAGCAAGGAAAAACAAUUUUUGAUGCCCCCUGAAGAGACUAUACUAACUUUUGCUGAGGUCCAAGGGAUGCAAGAAGCUCUGCUUGGUUCCACUAUAAUGAACAACAUUGUGAUUUGGAAUUUAAAAACUGGUCAGCUUCUGAAGAAGAUGAACAUUGGUGAUUCCUAUCAGGCCUCAGUCUGUCACAGAGCCUAUUCUGAGAUGGGGCUCCUGUUUAUUGUUCUGAGUCAUCCGUGUGCCAAAGAGAGUGAGCCCACGGGAAGCCCUGUGUUUCAGCUGAUUGUGAUUAACCCUAAGACGACCCUGAGUAUGGGAGUGAUGCUCUACUGUCUUCCUCAGGGGCAGGCGGGAAGGUUCCUGGAAGGGGACGUGAAGGACAGUCUUGCAGCAGCCGUAUUAACUUCUGGAAGAAUUGCCGUUUGGGACUUGCUCUUAGGGCAUUGCACCGUUCUCCUUCCACCUGUUUCUGACCAAAAUUGGUCCUUCGUUAAAUGGUCAGGCACAGAUUCUCAUUUGUUGGCUGGACAAAAAGAUGGCAAUAUAUUUGUGUACCGCUACUAAUAAGUUAGCGUGCGGUAAAAACAGUGUUCUGCCUCUCUGCAGCCUCUAGAGUACUCCUGGGAGUCGCAACUCUAGAGAGACUAUCUGAAUGGCAUUGAAAAUGCCCCAUAUCUGCAUUCAGAUAGAUUUGUUUAUUUAGAGUGGUGGCACUGCUGAUCCUGAGUAUUCAUUUACACUGGACUUCAAGGAAAAGGAUUUUAGGUUGAUUUCUCUUUAAGUUCUCACAUUUGCACAUUUGCUUUUAAAAACAAAGCUUCAAAUGUUAAUAAAUAUUUAUAUAUUCUGCUUGA
Molecule: messenger RNA, 3937 nt
Organism: Sorex fumeus (smoky shrew)
Lineage: Eukaryota; Metazoa; Chordata; Mammalia; Eulipotyphla; Soricidae
Gene: PALB2
Product: partner and localizer of BRCA2
Exons: 13
Coding region: 156-3647 (1163 amino acids)
Biological process (GO): double-strand break repair via homologous recombination
Cellular component (GO): nucleoplasm
Molecular function (GO): protein binding; DNA binding
Source: RefSeq, a predicted model, not a curated record